AUGUAUUUUGGAAGUCUGCCCAUUUUGCUACUGCUGUGCCUUGGCAUUGUCGGGUUAGGUGAAAUUUGUUUAACCCGCUCCUCCAUUAACAUACUUGAAGAAGAACAUUUCUCAAAUUGUUGCCCUAUUGGAAAGCAAGAUGAAAGCGAUAAUGUAACCUGGUAUAGAGAAGAAGAAGAAAAACAGACAUUAAUUCGACAAGGAGGGAGAAUAGCUUUGAAUGGGAAUUCUUUGCAAUUUUGGCCUGCUGUACUGAGUGACACUGGGAAGUACAUUUGCAGUCUCAGUAACGGAGCACACAGCGUCAACCAUUCUUGGGACUUGAAUGUGCUCCCAAAAAAUAAAGGAAGUUGUUUCACUGCGGAGCAUGUGUCAUCUGGUUCACCUGCAAUAGCUGGAAGAGGUUAUCCGUUUUCAUGCAGUGCUAAGCAUUAUGGUGGAGCGAUUGUCAGUAAAACGUGGUAUAAGAACUGCCUCUUUAAAGCAGAGGAGGAAUUGUAUAUACAAAAGCUAUCACCUGAGGAUUCUGGGAACUACACUUGUGUGGUGUCCUAUCUUCAUGCAGGAAAGAUAUAUAAUGCUACAAAUACAGUCGAAGUACAAGUGAGAGCAGAAGAUGCUGAGUAUACAAAGCCAACAAUAAUAGGACCUGACUAUGAAGAAGUCGAAAUAGAAAUCGGUAAAGAGAAGAUCAUCAACUGCACAGCAUUCUUAGGUUACUCUAAAAAUUCACAAAUUUCAGUUUAUUGGCUACACAACAAUCAAUGGUUAAAUACGUGUCAGGAUACCACGGAUAGUGUGUCUCCAUGUGAAAUGGAAAAUCAUGAAUAUUAUGAAGGAGGCAAAUUCUUUGUCUUGAAACAAUUGUGGAUUAAAAUUUUUCAAGAGGAAGACAUCAAUGCUGAAUACAACUGCACUUUAUUAGCUGCGAAUGCCGAAACGAAAACAUUUAUAUUGAAGAAAGUUAAACCUUCAGAUCUCUCCCCACAUACUUUCACUACUGGAAUGAUCGUGGCAACACUGUGUUCCCUUGGUGCAUUUGUGGUGAUGAUUCUGUGUGUUGCAUUCAAAGUUGACCUUGUUUUACUGUACAGGGAUCUAGCAGCAAAAGACGAAACUCUGGAAGAUGGAAAAAUAUACGACGCUUUUGUGUCUUACCUGAAAGACUGUGUACCAAUAUGUGGUGAAGAGAGUUCGUUUGCUCUGGAUAUACUGCCAAAAAUAUUAGAAGAGCAUUUUGGAUAUAAAUUGUGUAUCUUUGAUAGGGAUAUUUCUCCUGGAGGAGCUAUUGUUGAUGACGUCCAGUCAUUUAUUGACAAAAGUCGAAGAUUAAUCAUUAUAUUGAGCAGGAAUUACAUCUCUGACAAAGUCAUGUUUGAGCUGGAAGCUGGAUUGCAUAAGGCCUUAGUUGAAAGGAAGAUCAAAGUAAUACUGAUAGAAUACAUGCCUAUAAGUGAUUUGACGUUCUUGCCUGAUUCGUUGGGGCUUCUUUCAUCCAGCCAGAGGAUAAAAUGGAAAGAAGAGAAGUCUCUCCCAUUAAAUUCCAGAUUUUGGAAGAAACUCCGUUAUGCGAUGCCUGCAAAAUCUUCCUCACUGAAUACACUAGCUUAUUUUCAUAGGAUACGUCCUAGGACAAAAUUUGUUCGAUUUGCACCUCACCCCAAGUGGGUUGUCUGA
Messenger RNA from Euleptes europaea (tarantolino), 1677 nucleotides. Its product is annotated as interleukin-18 receptor 1-like. Gene Ontology annotation, molecular function: interleukin-18 binding; interleukin-18 receptor activity; interleukin-1 receptor activity. NCBI's taxonomy places the organism in Eukaryota, Metazoa, Chordata, Lepidosauria, Squamata, Sphaerodactylidae. The transcript has 10 exons. Gene Ontology annotation, biological process: interleukin-18-mediated signaling pathway; positive regulation of type II interferon production. The record is from RefSeq and is a predicted model, not a curated record. Bases 1 to 1677 code for a protein of 558 amino acids.